Populus trichocarpa (black cottonwood) is the source of this 1894-nucleotide messenger RNA. Its product is annotated as amino acid transporter AVT1I. The coding region runs from base 435 to 1622 and encodes 395 amino acids. The transcript has 3 exons. Gene Ontology annotation, cellular component: plasma membrane. The record is from RefSeq and is a predicted model, not a curated record. Lineage: Eukaryota; Viridiplantae; Streptophyta; Magnoliopsida; Malpighiales; Salicaceae.
CUUGUACAUAAACAUAUCUACUGAAUGUUCAUGUAGUUGAAUGGCAACAAUACCAUAUGUAACAGCUCAAAUCUACUGUAAUCUCCUACAUCACUCACCCUCCAUUCCAAGGUUUACAAGAUUGUUAGAAAAGAAUUUCUUUGCUUGAAAAAAUGAUAAAUUAGGAUAAUGUGCAAGGUUGUUAGACAAGAAUUAAGGUAAAACCGAAAACACAAUUAGUGCUAACAAAUAUCCUGAUGAAUUCCUUCCGUAAAAUGUGCAGUAUCUCAGUAGUCGUAGGAAACUAGGUAUCUUCUUAGAUCCCUACUUUCCAUCUCCUUUUCCUGAUCACUGAGUUCAUACAAUAUGCAUUGAGAGAGAUGUAUAAAAAGAAACGAAACCCUUCAUUUUAUUUAGCACAUGGUUAAAAAAGUGAACAAAAAUUCUGAGAAACAAUGGAAAAUAAACAAGUAAGCUUCCUAAAGACUUGCAUUAAUGGCAUCAACGCUCUUUCAGGAAUUGGCAUUCUAUCCAUUCCGUAUGCCCUUUCAGCAGGAGGCUGGUUAAGCUUGAUCCUGCUGAUCUUGAUUGCGGCUGCAGCCUGCUUUACUGGACUUCUGAUGCGCAGAUGCAUGGAUAGAAAUCCUAAUGUUACAAGUUAUUCUGACAUUGCCAGUCAUGCAUUUGGACGCAGAGGAAAAUUAGUAGCGUCUUUCUUCACCUCUUUAGAGCUUUAUUUUGUCGCCACUGGUUUUUUAAUAAUGGAAGGGGACAGCUUGCAUAAGCUUUCUCCGAACUUUGCAUUAAAGCUGGGAAGCCUUUCUAUAGAUGGCAGGCAUUCUUUUGUUAUUCUUUCAGGUAUUUUGAUCUUGCCUACUAUGUGGCUAAGUAACCUCGGUGUUAUGUCCUAUGUUUCGGCCUGCGGGGUGCUGUCUUCUCUGGUUGUAGUUGUUUGUGUUUUGUGUGUUGGUGUGACUAAAGGGGUUGGAUUUCAUGGCAAAGGAUCACUGAUAAAUUUACAAGGGGUGCCUACUGCACUCAGUUUGUACGCUUUUUGCUAUGGUGCUCAUGCAUUGUUCCCUAGCAUAUACAAUUCAAUGAGAAAGAAAAACCAGUUUUCCAAGGUCAUGUUUGUAAGUUUUGUCAUAUGUACUAUCACCAACUUAUCUAUGGCCGUAUUGGGCUAUCUUAUAUAUGGUCAGAAUGUGCAAUCUCAAGUUACAUUAAAUCUACCUACGCAAAAGCUCAGCUCCAAGAUAGCAAUAUACAGCAUAUUGGCAGGUCCAAUUGCCAAGUAUGCAUUAACAAUAACACCGAUUGCCACUGCAAUUGAAAGUGUUUUGCCAGACAGGUAUCAAGAUAGUAAGUCGAUAGGUAUUCUUGUCAGAAUGUCUUUGUUAAUUAGCACAGUAGUUAUGGCCAUGGUAUUUCCAUCUUUUCAGUCCUUGACAUCUCUAAGUGGAGCGGCUCUCAUCGUUAUUGUUUCAUUCUUCCUCCCAUGUGCAUGUUACUUGAAGAUUUUUAAAGUAUAUCAGAAAUGGGGAAUUGAGCUAGCAGGUAUCUUGACAAUAAUGCUAAUGUCAGUUGUUGUUGGUGCUGUGGGCACAUAUUCAUCUAUUGCUCAGACUGUGAAGCAUAAUUAAGAAUUCAAUAGUCGGUUUUCAGUAACUAAUGCCACACAAAAAUAGACAGGCAAUGGGAUAUGUUUCCUUGAGAUGGUAUUAUGUGUAGGUUUCAAAUAUCACUGUAUUUCAUAUUUCGAACAGGAUCCCGAAGUCAUUACCAGAACCAUGUCGAAAAGAAAGGGCACAGAGAAAAAAUUGAGCUGAAUUUGAAAGUUCCAGUCCUACUUAGACAGUUUCUGGAUGUGGAUAACUAUUUUAAUAAUUGUCAAUGAUAUUUAUUUCUCAUUUUC